AUGCCCAUUGUUGGCGUGGCUCGGGUCGUGACUUUUGGACAAAUAACCAUUAUGCGACUCGGCUGGCCUUCGGAUGACGGCUUCAGGGGUUAUGCAAAUAUAUCGAAAUACCUCAGUCUCGAAAAUGUCACAUCUGCCGGUUUCAAUUACCACCUCAUAUCCGUCUUCGGAUCCCAGUCGACGGGAAAAUCGACCCUCCUCAACCACCUCUUCGGUACCGAGUUCUCCGUGAUGUCUGAGUUGGAACGGCGUCAGACCACCAAGGGUAUCUGGAUGUCUAAAAACAAGAAUGGCGGCGACUCGUCCAUGGCCGAUAAUAUCCUCGUCAUGGAUGUCGAAGGUACUGAUGGUCGCGAGAGAGGCGAGGACCAGGACUUCGAGCGCAAAAGCGCUUUGUUUGCGCUGGCGACGAGUGAGGUCCUCAUUGUUAAUAUCUGGGAGCACCAGGUCGGGUUGUAUCAGGGCGCAAACAUGGGCCUGUUGAAGACCGUCUUUGAGGUCAACAUGCAGCUGUUCCUGAAGGAUAAGAAUACCACCCACCGCUCCCUUCUCUUCUUCGUCAUUCGUGAUUUUGUCGGCAACACCCCGCUCAAGAACCUGCAGCGAACCCUGAUGGAAGACAUGUCACGCCUAUGGGAUACGAUUUCCAAGCCUGCCGGUCUGGAGCAUUCUACAGUACACGAUUACUUCGAUUUCCAGUUCUACGGACUUCCGCACAAGAGUUACCAGCCGGAACAGUUCGUGGCCGAGACGAAGAAGCUGAGCCUGCGUUUCCGCGAUGGUCAUAAAGACCCGAACUUGGAUGCGUUGAAGGGAGAAUUUUCCGACGGCGGAGUCUUCCUUCCCGAGUAUCACCGUCGCAUCCCCGCCGACGGCUUCUCCCGAUAUGCGGAAGGCAUCUGGGACCAGAUCGCGAACAACAAAGACCUGGACCUCCCCACCCAGCAGGAACUGCUGGCACAGUUCCGUUGCGAUGAAAUUCUGAGAGAGGUGAUGCUUGCGUUUGAUGAGGCCAUCGUUCCCUUUGAGGAUAAGCAGUCGCAGGCGGCUCGCCUCGGGGAGCCAGAAAUCCUGGGCGGCUUGGGAGCUGCGAUGCGGGCCUCCCGUGCCAAGGCCUUCAAGGCCUUCGAGACCGAAGCCAGUCGGUACCACAAAGGAGUCUACCAGCGCAAACAUGCGGAGCUUGAGGGCAAGGUCGACACGCGUCUCAAGGCUCUGUUCCAGGGCCAGCUUGACGCCAUGCACAAAUCUGGAAUCCACGAGUUCAGCGAAGCAGUGUCGGGUGCCGUGAAGUCUGGGCAGAAGAAGGGUACCGGGUAUGACUUUGCGGAGAUUGUCAAAGAGGAAGCGAUCAAGGCAGUUGAGAAGUUCAAGGAGGUUGCGCAAGCCACGGCCGUUGAGGAAACCGCCUGGAGCGACUCCCAACACCAGCUGGCGCUGUAUGAGAAAGAGCUCGCCGAAGUGAGUGCACGGCUCCGAAGGGAGGAAAUGAGACGGCUCGCUAGCCGGGUUGAGCGGUGGGUGCAGUCCCGCCUGGGGGAGUCCGUCGGGCUCGAGUUCAAUGCCCUGGGAUCCGGUCGGGCCGGUGGCGGUGCGCCGGAGGACGGCGAGAAGCCGACCGAGAAGAAGUUCUGGGACCGGGUGUGGAAUGUGUUUGUUGAGACGGUCCUUGACGCGGAGCGAAAAUUCACCGAUCGCGCCAGUAGUUUCGAUGCCAGCCUGGAGGAGGUGGACGUUGGGCUCUGGCGAUUGCGCCGGAAGUCGUGGGGCGUUCUGCGCGCGAAGAUCGAAGAGGAGAUGGUCGAGGGCAACCUGUUGCUGAAGCUGCGCGAGAACUUCGAAGACAAGUUCCGCUACGAUGACGCUGGUGUCCCUCGGAUCUGGCGACCCACCGAUGACAUUGAGGGCAUCUACACCCGGGCACGCGAGUCGACGCUGACCUUGAUUCCCCUUCUUUCCCGGUUCCGACUGUCGGAGACAUCUGCGCCGCCCCCGCUGGAUCGCUGGGUUGGGCACACGCCUAGCUCUGCGACUCCGGCUGACGAGGAAGACCUGCCCCCGAUCGGCGGGGUGGACGAAGAGGAGGGCAAGAGUUUGGAGGAGGAGAUGACGAUGCUCAGCGAGUCGAAGCGCCAGGAGCUCACGGUGCGGUUCAAGAAGGCGGCGGAUGGGGUGUACGUGGAGGCCAAGCGCAGCGCCAUUGGAGGCAUGACGCAGGUUCCCUUGUACUUUUACGGAAUUCUUCUUGCUCUCGGCUGGAACGAGAUUGUUGCUGUUCUUCGCAACCCGGCCUACUUCUUCCUCCUGUUUUUGUGUCUCGUGGGAGCGUACGUGACAUACACCCUCAAUCUGUGGGGACCGAUAAUCAAGAUGACGGAGGCCGCAUCGAACCAGGCACUGGUGGAGGGCAAGAAGCGACUGCGCGAGUUUCUGGAGUCAUCGGACACGGGGCGACAGGCGAUCGCCAUGUCGACGCCGGCUGGCCGGGGCGAGCAGCACGAGAUGUCGCGUCUCAACAAGCAAGGGAAGGCGACGGCCGAGGAGGAGGAGGAUGACUUGUAA
Molecule: messenger RNA, 2562 nt
Organism: Aspergillus ibericus CBS 121593
Lineage: Eukaryota; Fungi; Ascomycota; Eurotiomycetes; Eurotiales; Aspergillaceae
Gene: sey1
Product: dynamin-like GTPase SEY1
Exons: 4
Coding region: 1-2562 (853 amino acids)
Biological process (GO): endoplasmic reticulum membrane fusion
Cellular component (GO): endoplasmic reticulum
Molecular function (GO): GTP binding; GTPase activity
Source: RefSeq, a predicted model, not a curated record